AUGUGAUGGCUCCGACACACCUCAAUCCAUCAGUGGAACACAAAGGCCUCAUUGCUGUGCUAUAAAGCCGGCUGUCUAGCGCUGCCACAGUUCGGCGCAUUCGACUCUCCAAACAGCUUUGAAGCGACUUUCCUCGUACUACCACAGCUAACGACAGCGCGAUCGAUAAUGAGGUGGUCGGUGACAUUUCUCACAAUCGCUGUGCUUUGCGGCUUACUCUGCGCAAGGGCUGAGGCGAAGACGUACGACGAGUUUCGGAAGGACAUUUUGGCGGUGAAGAAGGACGCACUAUCACCACCAUGCAAGAAAGUUUUCGCAAAAUGUGCCCCUAGGCUGUUCAGCCUGCUGCCUCUUCUACCGCAACUAAAGAAGAACUGGGACACCUUUCAGAAUUUGCCAUGCGUGAAAGAGGCGUUCGCUGAGGGCUUCCCAAAUUACGCCUGGCCAUGCACAAAGGGAGGAAAGUACGAGAAGGCUAUAAACUGCUUGUUGUCUGCGGAUGUCACGAAAUUCUUCGGGCCAUCUGAAGCAAGAAUGAAGACGGCAACCCAAUGCCUCCUAGACAAUGUGUGACGAGUACGCGGCAAGCAGAAUGCCAAAAGCACCACGCUCGGCGGUAUCCUACUUUCCGGCGGCGAAGUUGUAGUUCGAGUUCUGACCUUGCUCGCACAUCGCUCAAUAAAUAUCUACGACU
Messenger RNA from Dermacentor albipictus, 694 nucleotides. RefSeq lists its product as uncharacterized. NCBI's taxonomy places the organism in Eukaryota, Metazoa, Arthropoda, Arachnida, Ixodida, Ixodidae. The record is from RefSeq and is a predicted model, not a curated record.